Molecule: messenger RNA, 2952 nt
Organism: Procambarus clarkii (red swamp crayfish)
Lineage: Eukaryota; Metazoa; Arthropoda; Malacostraca; Decapoda; Cambaridae
Product: magnesium-dependent phosphatase 1
Molecular function (GO): acid phosphatase activity
Source: RefSeq, a predicted model, not a curated record
AUUCGGGCAGGUUACAUUACGCAAGUAAUGAAGAAAUAUGGCGUAUAUUGACUCACUAUAAUGUCAUAUAAUCUAAUAAAUAAUAAAGUAAAUAAAAAUAAUCUAAUUUCAUAACGAAACUAGAAGUAAAUAUGCAGCAGGCGAGACCACAGGAAGUCGAGGGUCCAAGAGACGGUGUUGUGGAGCGACUUAUCCAAGAUAUAUUGGGAUAAUUAUUCAAUAUAUCCAGUCUCUAAACUACCAUUCUCUGAGGCUUAGUAGAGUGCUGGCCUUAUUAACAGUUCUAUAACCACUCUGCCACCAGACUGGACGUCUUUAACGACAGCAACAGCCCCUUGUUAGUGUAGUUAAGGUAUUCCUGGCCGACCUACAGGAGACCAACAUGGCUAAGAGGCCAAAGCUGAUUGCUUUUGAUCUUGACUAUACUCUAUGGCCUUUUUGGGUGGAUACUCACGUGGACCCGCCAUUUCGAAAGAAGAAGGAUGGGCAUAUAGUGGAUGCUAGGUCCAAAAGGGUUAAGUGUUACAAGGAAGUACCAAAUGUGUUAAAGUGGCUCCAUGAUGAAGGCUACAUUUUGGCAGCUGCGUCACGCACUGGAGAGGUCGACGGCGCAAAUCAGCUGCUGAAGCUGUUCGACUGGGACAAGUACUUCACAUAUAAAGAGAUCUAUCCAGGAUGUAAAGUGAAUCAUUUUCAGAGAAUCAAGGCAAAAUCUGGAUAUAACUUCAGUGAAAUGAUCUUCUUUGAUGAUGAACACAGGAACAAGAUAGAUCUAGAUGCUAUUGGUGUUUUAACGAUAUUAGUUGACGAUGGUGUUAAUGAAGAAUUGAUCAGACGAGGACUACAGGAAUUUUCGGUAAACCAAAGGAAGGGGUAAACUACAAUAAUAAAAACUACAGUACAGCAUUUUUUAUAUUUAUUUUAUGAAUUGGCAUUGAGGUGGAUGAAGUUGAGACACCAAUUUGAAAACUUUGCUCUAACUCCAAAGCAGCUGGAUGGUAGGGUGACGGUCUCAUUUCAUAUACAGUAUAUUCAACAUUUCAAGUUUUAUUUUACACUUUACUUCAUUUCAAGUUAUAUUUUUCAUGUUAAAUUUACAAUUUUUGACUAAAGACCUACAUUCAUUUAUAGCUACAUACUGUAUUUAAAUUCGUAUGCAUUGCCUUGUGACAAUUACAAUCCUGUCAAUUUUUAGCCGUUUUUUGUUUUUCGGUGAAAAGAAAACUUAAAAAACUUAGGGUGUUGCAACCUUCCCUUUGAUUCUUGUAAUGAGGCAAAGAGACAGAAUUCAAAUGGCUAUAGUUCUGUGUCUUAUUAUGAUAUUUAGGAACUUAUUAUAAAAAUUCAACACAUUACAAAUGCAAGGUACAGUAUUCAGAUAACAUAAAUCAUUACUGUACAGUAUCUCAAUUCCCACUUUCAUAGAAUGGAGACAAAGAUUUUCAGUACACUACAUUUUAUACCAACAAUUUUGACCUCCCUAUGUACAUUUUUGUUUUUUUUGUAAUUUACUACCUAUUUCAGAAAAAAAUCACCUUACUUUUAUAGAAGACAUAGCUGCUAAAUGUCUUUUGAAUAAAAACUUUUUAAUGAAAAUCUUUACUUUUUUUGACCUGUGUAUCAGUCAAGCUCAUGUCUUGGUGUCUCAACUCCACCUUUUAUCCCAACAGUAUUUGUAUUUUUGUUAUAAGUAAAAUAUUUGAAUAUGUAUAUUUAAUAUGAAGUUGAAAAGUAAAAUGGAUUUGAUCAGCUAUUAUCAAAACAUUCAAUAUUGGGAAUAUUUAUCUGUAACCAAGAUUGGCAGGUUUAGUAGUCUCACUUUCUAUUACUCUGAAGGAAUAUGUUUAUUCUUAUCAGGUAGUUUUCCAUAUAAAAUUGUGGUGUUAUAUGUAAUAGUCUCGACAUUUCUCAGUUAAUAUUGAAGACUACAAUAAGGCAGGGCAUCAACAUUUCCAUGGGCCUGUCUUUUGUUUCUGUAGUUCUCUUAGUAAAUGCGUUGAUGCAGGUAAAGAUAGAGAAUAGUCUUAAUAGAUAAAAAAAAUAGUUAACAAAACAAAUGGGAAAAAUGGCAUAUGAGGGUUGGAGCACAGAGGAGGAAAUCUCGUAUAGCAAUUGGAGCAGUGUAUGGUUAAAAAAACUCCUAUGUCUAUGUCCUCUACUGUCAGUAUUACAUAGUGUUAAUUAAUUAAAUCUCAGCCCUAAACAAGAUAAUGUUCAGUUCCUAUUAGUUUAGUUAUAGUACUGUAUUGCUUGUAAUUGCAAUAAUGUACUUCUUUUAUAAGCUGUUCUGUGACGACGUCUGUAUCUCUAGGAACAUGGAAGCAACUUUUCACUUUAUACUUACAAUAUGUGAAAGAAUACAUAUAAAAAUGAACAAAGGAGGGUAUCAUUUUAGGCUCAGUUUACCUCAUCAUGAGAACAAAAAUAAUGUUGCAGUAUUGAAUAAUGAUUCAUGUCAUACUAUUUUGUUUACAGUUCUGUGUAUGCCUUUUUCCUCAGAUACUGUAGCCCCAUUCUGCUGAAUUACACGACAAUUAAUCAUGCCACAUGUUUCACUCACAAACAUAAUCCCCCAAUUUGUUCACAGUAAUGUAUUCAAAUUUAUUUAUUCUUACACAUGAACAGACUGAAUGUGCUUAGUUACCAUUUCAUGAAAAAGAUUCAGUACAGCAUAUGUAAUGCACAUCAUGUGUUCAGUGUACGUACCCAGUGGGCUGUUCUCAUUAUCAUUUUUUUCUAUUUCUUCUUCAAAGAUGUACAAUAAGUUCCUUCCAAGGGAAACUCAAUAAAUGUCCAUCAGUUUCUAGAUUUAAUCGUUUAGGUAUUUUAUUUAUAAUGUAUAUAUAGUGUUAAAUUUUUUAUUUGAUUUGCUUAUUUUUUAUAGUUGAAUAGAUAGAGGUUCAUCAUUGUAAAAUAUCAAUUAUUUUAUGUUGAAAAUAAAUGUAGAAAGAA